ACAUAAUCAAAUCUUUAUUUAUUUAAUUUAUUUUAAUCAUGGAAUUUGAUGAAACAAACGUUGAUAUAGAUGUUGAUAAUGCCAAUAAUUCACUUUCGCAUUUUAUGCAAUCAAAAGAAUUUUUUGAAUCAUUAGAUAUUUUAUUGAAAUCGGAUGAGGAAGAACUUUCAAAGGAAAAUGAUGUCGAACAAGAAAAAAAUUUAAAAAAAGCUAUUAAUUUGAUUAAUCCAUAUCAAGAACAACCUUACUUACUUGAUCCUCAUUUAGAAGCAAUAGUUAAACCCAUAAUUGAAUUAUUAAGAUCUUAUAUUAAAUCGGUUAAUGCGGCGUCCUUAGUUCUUUCAAAUAACAUAUCAAUUGUUAGUUCAAAAGAUAUUAUUAAAGUUCCAGUUAAGAUACAAAGAUUAUUUAUGCUUAUGUAUUAUAUUAUGAAAAUUCGUGGAUUUAAGACUAUUUUAAAAUUUUUUUCUCAUGAAGUAGCAGAUUUAGAACCUACAUUUUAUUUUUUGGUAGUUUUAAAUACAAAGGAUUUUAAUGCUUGGGAAACUAGAUAUGUUUUAUUGAUUUGGUUAUCACUUAUUUGUAUUAUACCUUUUGAUUUAAAAACUGUUGAUAGUAAAGCAAGUGGAAGUGAAGGUAAAAAGGAAAAGUUUCCUUUAGUGGAUCAUAUAAUUGAUUUAUCAAAGUUUUAUUUAAAAGUCACUGGUAAAGAGAGAGAUGCUGCAGCUGUGCUCUUAUCUAGAUUAUUGACAAGACGAGAUAUAGCUGAAGCUUAUUUGUUGGAUUAUAUUCAAUGGGCAAGAGAUGAAGUUAAAAAGGUUACAGAUGUGUUCACGAUCACUGGAAUUUUCACUUCACUUUGUGCUAUUUACAAAUUGGGACAAAGGCAAACAUUGCUUCCUACUCUUGAGACUGCUUGGCCAUGUUUAUUUAUACUUGAGGAAAAUAAGACGUUUGCUAAUAAUACUCUAGUUAGGAAAAUGUCGGUAAAAUUGGCUCAAAGAUUUGGAUUAUGUUAUUUGAAACCUAAGGUUGCUUCAUGGAGAUAUCAAAGAGGAAAUAGAUCCCUUAGAGAUAAUUUAGAAGUAUCGGAUAAAACGGGGAUUGAUCCCUCGAAUGUUCAUCAAUCACUUAAAGAUAGUGAAGAAGAGGAAGAGGAAAUACCCGAUCAAAUUGAAGAAAUAAUUGAAAUAUUGUUGAAUGGUCUACGUAAUAAGGACACUGUUGUACGUUGGUCUGCUGCUAAAGGGAUUGGAAGAUUAUCACAAAGAUUACCUCAAGAACUUGCUGACGAUGUGAUUGGAUCUUUAUUUGAAUUAUUUUCAGAAAAUACUUAUACGCGUAAUGAUGUACUCGAAAUUUCUGCAGUAUCAGAUUAUACCUGGCAUGGAGCUUGUUUAGCCAUUGCUGAAUUGGCAAGAAGAGGAUUGUUAUUACCUGAAAGGUUAUCAGAAGUAAUUCCUUGGGUUGGCAAGGCACUAAAAUUUGAUUUAAAACGUGGAGCACACUCAAUUGGAUCACAUGUUAGAGAUGCGGCAUGUUAUGUAUGCUGGUCAUUUGCACGUGCAUACGCACCAGAUGUUUUGGCACCUCAUGUUCCAGAAUUGGCAAAUUAUCUAGUGGUUGUGUCGGUAUUUGAUCGGGAAGUUAAUGUUAGACGCGCAAGUAGUGCUGCUUUCCAAGAAAAUGUUGGUCGUCUGGGAAAUUUCCCUCAUGGUAUUGAAAUUAUUACUGAAGCUGAUUAUUUUGCCGUAGGAAAUAGGGUUAAUGCUUUUCUUAAUAUUAGCGAGAAGAUCGCGGAAUUUGAAGAAUAUAGAUAUCAUUUAAUUGACCAUCUUAGUACGAUAACGAUAACAAAUUGGGACAAACCUAUGAGAGAAUUAGCAUCAAAGGCGUUAAAUAGACUGACUCGACUUGAUCUUGAUUAUAUGAUAAACAAAGUUCUACCUUUACUGAUACCACAAACAUUAUCGCCUGAUUCGCAAAUUAGACAUGGUGCGUUAUUUGCGGUUGGAGAUAUUUGUUUGGCAUGGUCAACCAUUCAAGGAAACGAUAAAAGUUGGAUCGAAAAGCAUAAAUUAUUGAUUACUCAAAUUUCAAGUAUAAUUGGAUCAUUACCAGAAAAUGUGUUUACAGAUUUUGGGUCAGAAGUUACAUGUCAGGCAGCAACACAUUGCAUAGCAGGUUUAGCAAAAGCAGGAUGGCCAAUUAAUAAUGAUAUAUUGAAAGAAUGGAAAAAUGUUGUAUAUGAUCUGCUAUCAAGAAAAGAUGAAUAUGGACAAGAGAUUGCUGUUGAUGCUGUUGAAGCACUUAUAACCGAGUAUGGAAUUGAUGGACAGGAAAUUGAAAAGUAUAUAGGACAUAUAAAUCCGUCAAAGAAUGCAUAUGCAAGAAGAGGAUUUUCACUUGCUUUGGGUUUGAUUAAGUUUAAAAAUAUUAAAGAAUAUUUAGAACCUGCUCUUGAUGCUUUAAUAAUAUCCGCUACUGUACAGCAAACAAGAGUAUGGAAUGAUGCUGAAACUAGAAGAAAUUCCAUAUUAUCUGUGACAAAGAUUGCAAAGAAUUUAGGAAAUGAUUUUAAAACUGUUUGUAAUGAAAAGAUAUAUGAAAAAAUAAUUAAUACAUAUUUUAUGGGACUUGAGGAUUAUAGUACAGAUUCUAGAGGAGAUGUUGGAAGUUGGAUAAGGGAAGCAAGUAUGAUGGGAUUAUUAGAAUUUGGUCCACUUAUAAUUAAAUUGGACUCAAACUCAAGUACAAAAUGGUGGAAUAAUGAUUUGAGUAUAAAAGUAUUUAAAAACUUAUUAAAACAAAGUGUUGAGAGAAUUGACAGAGUAAGAUCUACUGCUGGUAAAAUUUUAUUGGAGCUUUUGUAUAUGAAGAAAGAAAAUGAUGAUAGUUGGAUGUUUGAAAUACCAAGGAGAGAUGAAUUACAUAAAGUAUUGCCAAAAGAUGAAGAAAUUCAUUGGGCGAGCCCAUCAGAACUAUAUCCUAGAAUGGUAAAAUUAUUGGUCAUACCCGAAUUUAGAUUUGAUUUACUUACAGGAUUGAUUGUUGCAGCUGGAGGAAUGACUGAAUCUUUAGUUCGAUAUUCAAGUGCUACAUUAAUUGAAUAUGUUAAUUUAUUACCAACUGAUUCUUCUACUAUAUCUUCAUCGGAAUUAUCAUUAAUAGAUAUUGCAAAAUCAUUAUUGGAUUUAGCAAAAUAUUUUGAGAAACAAGAUAGAAUAUUAGUACCAUUAUUAGAAGUGGUUGAUUUCUUAUUUGAGGCAGGUACAUUACAAAAGAUUACUAAUAAGGAUGAAUUUAAUUUUUUGGAAUUAUUUGAAUGUGUGAAGAAAGGAGUGAAAACUAAAGAUAUUAAAAAGUUGACUGCUUGUAUGAAAGUGUUUUGCGGGAUGACUACUUUAAAUGGUACAGUGCGAAAGAAGGCAUUGUUUCAAUUACUUGGUUUAUUAGUUCAUCAGUUUCCAAAGAUUCGAAGAAAUACAGCGGAUCAAUUAUAUUUGACACUUACUGGAUCUAUUGAAGAAGAUGAUGAAAAAUCCUUGGAAAUUGAAGAAAUAUUAACUAAUACCGAUUGGAAUGAACCUAUAUCACAAUUGAAAGAAACUAGAAAUAGAUUGUAUCCAUUAUUAGGUGUAAACCCACCAGUAUUGAAAUCUUCAAGUUAAUUAUUAUAUUAUGCAUUACUCUUUUUUGGCGAUAAUUAUCUUUUUUUGGCGAUAAUUAUGUAAUUUUUUAUAAAAGAAAUUAUAUUGUUUGUGCCAAAUAAUAGUUAUUUAAUAAAAAAU
This is a messenger RNA of Rhizophagus irregularis DAOM 181602=DAOM 197198, 3791 nucleotides long. RefSeq lists its product as uncharacterized. Lineage: Eukaryota; Fungi; Glomeromycota; Glomeromycetes; Glomerales; Glomeraceae. Gene Ontology annotation, biological process: microtubule cytoskeleton organization; tubulin complex assembly; post-chaperonin tubulin folding pathway. Gene Ontology annotation, molecular function: beta-tubulin binding; GTPase activator activity. The record is from RefSeq and is a predicted model, not a curated record.